AGAUUGUCAGCUUUCCAGCUCGCAGCAGAUGAACUUUUCACGACUAACCUAAUGAACUUAAUAUGCACUGAGAAGCAGUGAACAUUCAUUGACCAUUUGAUCAAGAGAAAGUUCAUCAACAUCGAGAGACAUCUUUCGUUCAAGAAGAGAAGUGUGUGUAGAAUAUGAUGUGUCUUUCAACCUGAUGGCUGAUUUAGCCAAAGCAUAACUCACUGAAGCUGCUAAAAAAAACCUCGGAGAUGUCGUCGGAUCACAGCAACCAAGGCCAUGCUGGAGACUCGGGCGACAACGACAGCGCGGGAGGCAAGUCGUCCAUGCAAUACCUCACCGUCCCGGAUCCGUUCCAAAUACCGAACGGUUACACAGGCCGGUUUGGUAUGAGACGAAGCUCGUCCCUCACGGACUUGCGUGGCGAUGAUGAUUAUUCUUCGUGUGCGAGUACCGUUCGAUUGAAUGCCAUGCAGUAUGGCUCUAUCUUGAACCUCAUGCCGUCAGUUGACGACGACAGCGAUGCAGGGGGAGAACACGAUGCUUCUGGAACCAGUUCGGUUCUGCAUUACGAACAUUCCUACAUGUAUGGUCGCUACUCGGCCGACCUCGCAGAAUACGCAUACGCUGAAGGCAAGAGAAUACGGGACGAUAAGGCGAAAGUCGACGAUCUCACCAAAGAACUCCACAAAUACAAGGCUGAAAAAUCCCGCUUCAUCGUCAAUUUUGUCAGACCGGCUUGGGAGCACACCUUCGCCCGCAUCGGAGAGGACUGGGUGUUCUUGUUCGUCUUAGGCAUCGUCGUGGCGGUGAUUUCGUUCGGAAUUGAUACCAUCGUAGGUUUAUGUUUUACAGCGCGGAUGUAUUUCCACGAGAUCCUGCACGACGUGCACUGGGGCUUAUCAGUGUUCAUGUGGCUGCUGCUGCCCACGAUGCUCGUGGCGUUCGCCGUGAGCUUCACCCAGUGGGUGGCGCCCUCCGCCGCGGGCUCCGGCAUCCCGGAAAUGAAGACAAUCCUUAGGGGCGUCGUGCUCAAGGAGUACCUCACCUGGAGGACGCUAGUCGCUAAGAUCGUGGGCUUAUCAGCUGUGAUAGGCGCAGGCAUGCCACUAGGCAAGGAAGGGCCGGUGAUGCACAUGGCCAGUAUCGUGGCUACGUUGCUCAGCAAACUCCUUCAGAUCAUUAAAGGAACCGUCGAGAACGAACAGCGCACUACAGACCUCCUCGCUGCCGCCUGCACCAUGGGCGUAUCUGCGUGCUACGCCGCUCCUGUGGGCGGCGUGCUGUUCAGCAUCGAGGUCACGACCACAUACUUCGCGGUCCGUAAUUACUGGCGUGGCUUCUUCGCUGCUGUCGUCGGCGCCAUCUUCUACCGCCUCUUGGGGGUCUGGUUCCUUGGUCUAGAGACCAUCUACCCACUAUUUAAGGUCAGCCAUAACUACGUCUACCCUUAUGAUGUCAUCGAACUCUUCCCAUUCAUCUGUCUGAGCAUUGUGAAUGGCUUCCUGGGCGCAGCGUUUGUGUUCUGCCAUAGACGCUACGUUAUGUUCAUGCGACACAACAAGUUCAUCAAGAACAUCCUCAUGAAGAACCGCAUGCUGUAUCCCGUCAUAGUCGCGGUGUCCAUAUCGCUGGUGACCUACCCUGAUGCCUUGGGACAGUUCAUGGCAUCCAAACUCACAGCCAGACAACAGAUCCUGCAGAUCUUCAGCAACGUAACGUGGGGCCAAUACGGGCCCGAAGCUUCGACUGCUCAAACUGGAGCUCAGAACGACAUCCUCAAGAACUGGGUCAAUGAGGAAAAUCCCAGCUUCCAGCUCAGCCUGUUUAUAUUCCAAACUGUUACACUGAUGCAGGUUGUGCUGGCGUCGACGCUGCCGGUGGCCACAGGGCUGCUCGUGCCGCUGAUGAAAGUCGGCGCAGCGUUCGGCAGGAUCGUGGGCGAGCUCAUGGUCUACUUCUACCCCGUGGGCAUCGUGCCCGGCUUCCCUAUCGUGCCCGGCGCAUACGCGAUGGUGGGUGCAGCAUCCUUCUGCGCCUCCAUCACCCACACCAUCUCCAUCUCCGUCAUCAUGUUUGAGCUCACCGGCCAAAUUACAUACGCAAUUCCCAUCAUUGUUGGCGUGUUGGUGUCCAAUUGCAUCGCGUCGCUGCUGCAGCCGUCCAUCUACGACAGCGUCAUCAGGAUCAAGAAGCUGCCUUACCUUCCCGACAUCGUCACCACCACGUCAUCUGACGUGUACAACACAUUCGUAGAGGACAUCAUGGUAAAGGACAUCGGCUACAUCUGGUACAGCAUGACCUACGCAGAGCUCAAGAAAGUUCUUAAGGAGAACAGACGCAUCAAGUUCUUUCCUGUCGUCGAUAGCCAUACUCACAUGAUCUUGCUUGGCUCGGUGAAGCGCAUCGAGCUGGUGAGGCUCCUGCUGCACCAAAUCUCCCCGGACAAGCGGAGGAAGGAGGCACAGAGGAGGCAGAUUGAGGCUCUCAAGCAGCGGUGGAUGGAAGAAGAUGCGUCGGAGCACGCGCACUCGCGCAUCAGGUACGAAGACGAAGUGCGCGCCAUGACCGACGCUGAGGGCAACUCUGCCACCGUGAGCGGGGGACUCCUGCAGAGGAUGGGCAGGUCCUUCUCUCGGUCUCUGUCCAGAUCAAGAUCUGUUAACUGCAGGCCCCCGUCAGCGACUUCGGCAGGUCAACUGCCUCCCAAUGAAGAUGAAGCUCAAGACGACGAUGAAACUCCGUACAACAAUCAGCUCACCAUCCACAGCAGCGCCUCCACCGCCAAACUGGGGGGCAACUCCCCCAACGUGUCGCCCCCCGCACACCUCCGCGACAUUUUCGCCCGGGGCUCCCAGCUAGACGAGCGCCGGUCGUCCAGAUUUUCCGUCAGUAAAGUAAAAGCUGCCGCAGCUGAAGUGCCAAUUCCGACGAUCGCCGUGAAUGCCGACGGUGAAGACGACGGAAAAUCUUCUAAGUCGACCGGAGAGUCAACGCGCAGUUCAAUAAGUGACAGGAACUCGGUAUUUACGGUAAAAAGCGGCAAACCCGAGCCCAAGAUCAACCAAGAUGAUGCCAGCCGUACCAAGUCACCAUUUAAACUAGUUCAGAACAAACUGAAGGACAAGAAAUCCAAGACUAAAGAUGAGAAACAGAAACAGGAGCAACAAAGAGCAGAGAUGCUUGAGUCGGAAGCCGAGAAAGUUAUUUUCUCUGCCGCCCGACGCGCCUCCGCGAUCAAGAGAUCAAACUCGCUCGACUCUCUGCGCAGGAGAAGCAAGGCCGACGAUGAGCAGGAUAAGAGAAGAUCAGGUGCAGGAUCUGACGCAGAGGACGACCCAGACUCGACCCACAGCUCCCCCACCGUCAGCCGCAGGAUGGACUCCCCUCCUAUGAAGAGUAUCCUUAAGAGACGCAACUCCUUCAGCCUCGGCGCCAUCAAUAUUGCCCCUGAACCUCGGGCUCCUGAUGGCCAUUACCAGACCAUAGGCACGGCAGACACUAAACUGAGGAGCGCCUUCGAGAAAGUGCGGAAGCUGAAGAUGGACACGGCGGUCUCCAUGGAGCUGAAGCUCUCGCAAAUAUCGCUCUUCAGACCCAAGAAGAAGGAAUACCCGGUGAAGCGGCAAGUCGUCGAUCUUACAGACGAAGAGAGAGAAGAGUGGGAGCAUCUACAGCUGGCCAUGGAGGUUGACUUCCAGCAGACUACGAUAGACCCCGCGCCGUUCCAGCUCGUGGAGCGGACUAGUUUGCUGCGCGUACACUCGCUCUUCUCCCUACUGGGCAUCAACCAUGCUUAUGUCACCAACAUAGGCAGACUUAGGGGGGUCGUAGCACUUAAAGAGUUACGUCUCGCAAUCGAAGGCACGACACAAGACAAGCAACGCCAGAAACCCGUGGCAAUCCAGGUUGCAGAAACACCUGAAGUAGCAGCAACAAAAGCUGUUGAAACAACAGACGUUGAUGAAAAUAGCAAAUCUAAUGGCUCUUCAAUACAGAGUCGCCAUGCCCACGUCGCCAUCCAACUUAACGACAGACUAGAAGGCGUCCCUGACGACGUAGAAGCUGGAAUUAUCAACAACAGAUGGGGCAAUAACAUUCGUCAUCACGAUAACGGACGCAUGUCAUGAUGUUAUCAACAACAGAUGGGGUAAUAACAUCCGUCAUCACGAUAACGGACGCAUGUCAUGAUGUUAUCAACGAUAACGGACGCAUGUCAUGAUGUCAUCAACGAUAACGGACGCAUGUCAUGAUGUCAUCAACAACAGAUGGGGCAAUAACAUCCGUCAUCAUGAUAACGGACGCAUGUCAUAGGUUAUUCCAAUGACCCGCGAUCCAAUGUUUUAAAUUUUACGCAUUUCCUUUAGGAUAUACCUAGAAUUUUAUUAUUGUUGGCAACAUCUUGCGAUUAAUUGAAUACAGAAGCAUGUUUUUAAGACAACAGUUGCACACGAAUUCUGGAAUGAAAAUACGGUAUUUUAACGUUAUUCGGUGAUUUUAGCUGCUGUUACCGAAUCCUUAUUAUAAAGUUACCAUCUAAAUGAAAGAACUCUACUUAAGUGUUAUCAAUCUUUAAAAUAGAUCUAUUUAUUAUUAUUCUCUAGCGAAGCUCAGCACAAGUCAACGGAUUGAAGGAAAUUUUUUGGUUCUUCUGGACAAGGAAAUGAAAUUUUUCAAUUGGUUCAUUUCCUAUCCUUUGACUCCUAAGCAUUGCUCACUUCAGGAACAUGUCACUAGUUACAGUGAGGAAUCAUUUCUAAGUUCGUGCUUAGUCGACUGAUUCAUUAAUCAUUGUUU
Messenger RNA from Hyalella azteca, 4785 nucleotides. Its product is annotated as chloride channel protein 2. The coding region runs from base 240 to 4118 and encodes 1292 amino acids. Gene Ontology annotation, cellular component: membrane. Lineage: Eukaryota; Metazoa; Arthropoda; Malacostraca; Amphipoda; Hyalellidae. Gene Ontology annotation, molecular function: voltage-gated chloride channel activity. The record is from RefSeq and is a predicted model, not a curated record. The transcript has 26 exons. Gene Ontology annotation, biological process: chloride transport; transmembrane transport.